Molecule: messenger RNA, 870 nt
Organism: Loxodonta africana (African savanna elephant)
Lineage: Eukaryota; Metazoa; Chordata; Mammalia; Proboscidea; Elephantidae
Gene: TSGA13
Product: testis specific 13
Exons: 6
Coding region: 1-777 (258 amino acids)
Source: RefSeq, a predicted model, not a curated record
AUGCAGAAGGCUAGGCCUCUUAGUCAGAAGAUGCAACCAGGGGCAGGUUAUCCAAUAGGCAAGAUUUCUGAUGAAGCCGGGCCAUCAAUAUUUGUUCUACAGAACCUUCGGCAUUACACUGUCCAUCCAAAUUUGGCCCAGUUUUAUGAGCCUUCAAAGCCUACGGCCCUGCACAAAUUCCUGGAACGAAACAAAAGAAUCAGGAGCUUCAUGUUAAAAGUAACAGAGUAUGAUCAGGAUAAGACCUUAUUGAUCAUGACCAACAACCCGCCUCCCUCCUCAAUCAACCUGCAAGGAAAGGACAUUGCCCCAAAAUACUUUUCCGAGGAGCUCCUGAGCAAGGAAAGUCAGCACAAACCCUCUGAAAGCUUCUACCUGCCCGCGAUGCCUCAGAAAAAAAAGCCCAGACCUCAGCUGAAACCAGUCUUCCCCGUGACCCAGUUGGACGAUCCUGCAUCCAAGCAAGAGCAAUCGUUCAGGUUUUCCACUGACAAUGAUUUCAAGAGUGAAGGGGAGUAUUCAAAGGUCUAUGCCUUGAGGAAACAGAAAAAAAUGUACCCUCAGCUCGCCUUUUCUCCAAUUGGUAAAAGAGAUAUGAGGAAAGACGCUUCCAAGAAGUCAGCGAGUGCAGUGCCGACUUCCCAGGCGAUCUGGGAACCACUCACCCUGUCAUCGCUCCUGGAAGAGAAGCCCACCAGAACUGUGCCGGGGGAGAGCGCCUUCCGCAACGGAAGAGCCCAGCAGUGGAUCAUAAAUAACGCCACUCUCAUUAAGUGAACACAAACCCUCCAGGCCUCCCUCCCGCCUCGGUCUCCAGACAGGGGUCUGCAGACGUCGCCAUCUGCGGCGUGCCAUCCAAAUAAAAUCACA